Seminavis robusta is the source of this 1389-nucleotide messenger RNA. Lineage: Eukaryota; Bacillariophyta; Bacillariophyceae; Naviculales; Naviculaceae. The record is from the annotation of a GenBank genome assembly.
AUGAUAAGGCUAUCGCUGUCUAGCCUGCAACGCAAAGGCGUGGCUCUGCUGUUUUUGAUUUUGUUGUCGGAAAGCGUGACUCUUUCCAAUGCGGUCAAGCUCUGGAGUUCCUACGAGUCUCUACUGGAUUCGACCUCUACCGCCUCAGCGACUGGAAGACCCACUGCUACAGCUUGCAGUGCUACUUCUGCGUCCAAUUUGGAGUGCUCAUCAGCCAGUCCCAAAACUUCGCCUCUGAGGUUUUUGCCGCGCUUGUUUUCUCCCAAAGCCAGAGCCAAGGCGAAGGAUACCCUGGAUUGUUGCAGUCGCCAGUGCUCUCACUGUGUGGCAUUGUCCACCGAUACUUGUGCCACGGGUAUUCCACGAGGAGGACAUAGCCAUGCGGAAACCCUUGCUGAAGCAGCCAUUGCCACAACUACAACUCCCUACGGCAUUCCCCUGCAUUUGUGGAAAAUAAUAUUCCAAGCCAUUUUGACCAGUAUCAAUGUUGCCUGUUGGCUGUUGCCUCUAAGAAGCAAAAAGGUGACGGAAAACAAGUUGGGACUUUCCUUAGCCAAUGCUUUUUCCGGGGGUGUAUUCUUGUCACUCGCAUUUGGACAUUUGAUUCCGGAAUGUGUCCACGGAUUUCAAGAUUCCGUCUACAAGCAACAAGAAGCACUCCCGUAUAUGCUAGUGCUAGGAGGAUAUCUUCUCAUCUUUUUUGUCGAAAAGGUUGCCUUUGAUGCACACGAUAUUCUACACGAAAUGGAACAUUCACACGAACACGGCACUGAUACCAAAGUAAAUGGAGCUGUUGCGACCGAAACCACCACUGCUGCCCCCAACACCGGUCGAAGUGCCGUCAUUUUGUUGGGGGCACUGGCGGUCCACAGCAUUCUAGAAAUGAUGGCAUUGGGAUUGGCAGAUUCUUUUGGAGAUUGUGCCAUUUUGACACUUUCCAUUGCGCUGCAUCAGGUGCGUUUGACAACUAAUGUUGAUGCCGUUGUUACGUGUACAUUUCGUUUCAACAUUUGCCUGACACGCUUUACGUUUUUCUUUGUCGUACACUCGGUACAUUCACAGCCCGCCGAAUCGAUUGCCCUCUUGGUGGCAUUCCUCAAAUCGGGAAUGCCAAAAAAUCAAAUCAUUCAAUUCUUAUCCAUUUUUUCAGCCAUGGGACCCAUUGGAGUCGCACUAGGGAUUGCUGUCAAUGAAUUUGCCGCGCCCAUUGUCGAUGCUGCCAUGUUGGCCAUUGUUGCAGGAACGUUCGUUUAUGUAGGAGCCACUGAAGUUAUUCCAGAAGAAUGGGAAGACUCCGAACACAAAUGGAAAAAGUUUGCGGCACUCAUGUGUGGAAUCGUUUCCAUCUUUUGCAUUACACAAUACACAAUGUCAUUGGGUGGGCACUGA